AUGAUCCAUGCGGUGUUGAUAUUCAACAAGAAAGGGCAGCCCAGAUUAGUCAAGUUUUACACCCCGGUCGAUCUGCCCAAGCAGAAGCUGCUGUUGGAACAGGUGUACGAGCUCGUGUCACAGAGGAACAACGACCUGCAAAGCUCGUUUCUAACCACUCCCCCAUCACUUUUGAGCGAUGACCGCUCUCCCGAGGAUGAAGAGAUUCAGAUCAUCUAUAAGAACUACGCAACGCUGUUCUUUACAUUCAUAGUAGACGACCAGGAGUCGGAGCUGGCCAUUCUGGAUCUGAUCCAAACGUUUGUGGAGUCGCUGGACCGCUGCUUCACGGAAGUGAGCGAACUGGAUCUCAUCUUUAACUGGCAAACGUUGCAGAGCGUUCUGGAGGAGAUCAUUCAGGGUGGAAUGGUCAUCGAAACUAACAUAUCGAACAUUGUACAUUCCGUGGAUGAACUGAACAGCGCCUCCGAGCAGUCAGAUGGGGCAGUGGGUCGAUUAGCGAACUCUGGCUUUGGCAGUGCUCUGCAGGCCUUCGCCAACGGCGGCUUCGCACAGUGGGCUUCUCGUCAGUAA
Messenger RNA from Torulaspora globosa, 573 nucleotides. It is a transcript of the gene APS3, whose product is annotated as Aps3p. Gene Ontology annotation, cellular component: intracellular membrane-bounded organelle. The coding region runs from base 1 to 573 and encodes 190 amino acids. Gene Ontology annotation, biological process: vesicle-mediated transport; protein transport. Lineage: Eukaryota; Fungi; Ascomycota; Saccharomycetes; Saccharomycetales; Saccharomycetaceae. The record is from RefSeq and is a predicted model, not a curated record. The transcript is spliced from 2 exons.